AAUGUCAGAGAAGAGAGACACUCCAACUUCUACCUGAACCCGAGAACCAUCACAGCUCUAGAUGCAAUGGGGACAUUGAAGCUAUUUUAUUACAUAAUUACUCUGUAACAUUCAACCGGAACCGGUACCGACUGACACUUCAGUUUCAGAGCAACCAUUGAUUUGUGUUUGGUAGCCUAAAUUCGGUCUUAGCUACUGAAACUUGGUUGAUUUGAACAUUUUUGUAAUAACUGUAAUGUUGUUAGGCCUAUUAGAAUUACAAUGGAAAUAUGUAGAACUAUAAUCAGGAUCGAAAUCUGUAGACAAGGAAAGUUGGGUCUUGUGAAUAUCCGUGUGAGAGAACUGUCUACAAGUGUGCAUUGCUUCAAUGCAUGAGGUCGCACUGAUCAACCAAAAAUACAAAUAGUCAACUUGAUCAUUCGGCUACGAUAAAAACAACUUUUUCCAAGUCUCAAAAUUGCAUUCAACAAUUGCAACAAAAGCUACAGCGAUGACCUCGGCCACUCCCCCUUCCUCGCGUGGCUCCUCCCCCGAGAAGGUGUGUCACUCCAUGAUGCAGACAGAGGCUUUGAAGCCGCUGCUGGGGGCGGUGGGGGUGGCGGUGGCGGCAGGGGAGGAAGCUACAACGGUCUGUGCGCUCCGACGGAGACGGCGUGUUCUCUCCAAGGACGGGCACAGCAACGUGUGCAUCGAGCACGUGAGAGGGCGCGGGGCACUGUACCUGCGUGACAUCUGGACGACCUUCCUGGACAUGCAGUGGCGCUACAAGCUCUUCCUGUUCUCAGCCACCUUCGCCGGGACCUGGUUCCUGUUCGGGGUUCUGUGGUACCUGGUGGCGCUGGUGCAUGGAGACCUGCUAGAGUUUGACCCGCCGUCCAACCACACCCCGUGUGUGAUGCAGGUGCAGACCCUAACGGGGGCGUUCCUCUUCUCGCUGGAGUCCCAGACCACCAUUGGCUACGGCUUCCGUUGCAUCACAGAGGAAUGUCCCGCCGCCAUCAUCCUCCUCAUCCUCCAGCUUGUCAUCACCAUGGUGCUGGAGAUCUUCAUCACAGGAACCUUCCUCGCCAAGGUGGCGCGGCCCAAGAAGAGAGGCGAGACAGUGAAGUUCAGCCAGCACGCCGUGGUGUCCAAUCACGAGGGCCAACCCUGCCUUAUGAUCCGAGUGGCCAACAUGCGCAAGAGCCUGUUACUGGGCUGCACGGUAACAGGGAAGUUGCUCCAGACAUCCCAGACCAAGGAGGGGGAGACGAUGCGACUGGACCAGAGGAACGUUCCCUUCCAGGUGGACACAUCCAGCGACAGCCCCUUCCUCAUCCUCCCACUUACCUUCUACCACAUCAUAGACGACAGCAGCCCACUCAGAGCAUGGGCCGUCAAGGGAGGGGGAUGGACGGAUCCAGAUCUGGCAGACUUUGAGCUGCUGGUGAUCAUGAGUGCCACGGUAGAGCCCACCUCUGCCACCUGCCAGGUGCGCACCUCCUAUCUGCCUGACGAGAUCCUGUGGGGGUACGAGUUCCCCCCCGUAGUCUCCCUGUCCCCCUCAGGAAAGUAUGUGGCCGACUUUGCCUUCUUCGACAAGGUUGCCAAAACAAAGACCCCGCCCCUCUUCAAACAGGCCCCGCCCCCAAGCCCAGCCAUGCACUCCUCCCGUAACCAUGGCAGCAGCAGAGGGGACACAGAGGAAGGGGCAGACCCGGAGAAGAUCAAACUGGAGGAGCGCUAUAGAGGGGAGGUGAGGGAGAGGGGGAGGGGCAGGGGGAGUGUGAGUGUGAGAGAUAGUAGUCCUCUCAGUGUCCGUAUCAGCAAUGUCUAGAGAGAGAAAGAGCAUGAGUAGGAUGCAAUGAGAGAGCAAGGAGGAAGGAGAAAGGAUAGGAGAUAUGUAUGGAGAUUGAAAAAUGAUCAAGUGAGAAAAAAGAAUUGAAUGAAAUAGAGAUGAGUUGCUCCACUGUUGGGAAACGUGAACACAAACACACACACACACACACACACAAACACACACACACACACACACACACAC
This is a messenger RNA of Coregonus clupeaformis (lake whitefish), 2020 nucleotides long. RefSeq names its product ATP-sensitive inward rectifier potassium channel 10-like. The transcript has 6 exons. Gene Ontology annotation, molecular function: inward rectifier potassium channel activity. The coding region runs from base 491 to 1816 and encodes 441 amino acids. NCBI's taxonomy places the organism in Eukaryota, Metazoa, Chordata, Actinopteri, Salmoniformes, Salmonidae. Gene Ontology annotation, cellular component: plasma membrane. Gene Ontology annotation, biological process: potassium ion import across plasma membrane; regulation of monoatomic ion transmembrane transport. The record is from RefSeq and is a predicted model, not a curated record.